AUGCGUUCCCGAAUUCACCUCCCGCUCGCCUUGUCCUUGGCUUCGAUCCCGGGUGCUCUCAGUCACUACUUCUUCCCGUACUUCAUCGACAACACAAAUGUCACGGACUACUACGAGUAUGUUCGUGAGGAUACCCAAGGAUAUAUGCCAUGGAAGGGAAACUACGACAGCGACGACUUGCGCUGCAACACCGAUUCCUUCCAGUACGCCAACCAGACGGACGUGUACAAAGUGAAGGCAGGAGACACAAUUGGAUUUGGAACCGAUUUCGGUGCUCAGAUCGAACACCCUGGACCUAUGCAGGUGUACCUGUCUAAGGCACCCGGCGACGUCCACGACUAUGAUGGGUCCGGUGAUUGGUUCAAGAUCUGGGAGCUUGGCCCAACAUCUUUUAGUAGCGAUGGCAUCGAAUGGGGAGUGACUGGCCGGUCCAACUUCACCUUCCCUUUGCCAAAGGAGACACCUCCUGGUCAUUAUCUCGUCCGCAUCGAGCACAUUGCACUCCAUGGAGCUGGAGAUUUCGGCGGCGCGGAGUUCUACUUUAACUGUGCACAGAUCGAGGUCGAAAGCGAUAGUACUGCUAUUCCUGAGCCGGUUGUGAAGAUCCCGGGUGUCUAUGAUGGUUACGAGCCUGGUAUUUUGUUCUACAUGUAUCGACCCUACUGGCAUAACUAUUCCAUGCCGGGACCGUUGGUGUGGCCCCAGAGCAUUGGUAAUUCGAUCUAUGCGGAGGGUGUGACGGGAACGCCCACAGGCACUUGGUCGGCCCCUGCGGUGACUCCCUUGCUUACGUCGGCUGGGGUCAUGUCUCAGUAG
Penicillium malachiteum is the source of this 816-nucleotide messenger RNA. Its product is annotated as lytic polysaccharide monooxygenase auxiliary activity family 9 protein. NCBI's taxonomy places the organism in Eukaryota, Fungi, Ascomycota, Eurotiomycetes, Eurotiales, Aspergillaceae. The transcript has a single exon. The record is from RefSeq and is a predicted model, not a curated record. The coding region runs from base 1 to 816 and encodes 271 amino acids.